Messenger RNA from Menidia menidia (Atlantic silverside), 1853 nucleotides. The record is from the annotation of a GenBank genome assembly. Lineage: Eukaryota; Metazoa; Chordata; Actinopteri; Atheriniformes; Atherinopsidae.
CUGCCCGAGGUCCGGCUGGUGGUCCUGGGCUGGAGGUGGCCGGGGAAGAGCCUGACGGGAAACACCAUCAUGGGCCGCGAGGAGUUCCACCUGGAGCGGGCGGCCGAGUUCUGCGUGAAGCGGGAGACGGAGGUGGAGGGCCGGCAGGUGGUGGUGGUGGACACCCCGGGGUGGUUCUCCGCCCAGGACACCCCCCCCUCCUAUAAAAAGGAGCUGGUCAGGGGGGCCUCCCUGUGCCCGCCCGGGCCCCACGCCUUCCUGCUGGUCAUCCCCGUGGGCAUGUUCACGGAGGUGGACCGCGCCCGCAUCGAGGAGCACGUGAGUCUGUUCGGGGAGGCCGUGUGGAGGCACACCAUGGUGGUGUUCACCUGGGCGGAGGUGCUGAGGACCAUCUCCAUCGAGAGGUACAUACGGAGGGAGGGCAAAGACCUGAAGUGGGUCCUGGAGAAGUGCAAGAGGAGGUACUUUGUCAUCAAUAACUCCGUAUUCGGCGAGGACCCCCAGGUGGGACGCCUGAUGGAGAGGGUGGACAAGAUGGUGGCCGAGGAGGGUCACUACGACCCCGAGGAGGCCGCCGUUGCCGCGGCGAUCGUCCGGCUGCCGGAGGUCCGGCUGGUGGUCCUGGGCUGGAGGUGGCCGGGGAAGAGCCUGACGGGAAACACCAUCAUGGGCCGCGAGGAGUUCCACCUGGAGCGGGCGGCCGAGUUCUGCGUGAAGCGGGAGACGGAGGUGGAGGGCCGGCAGGUGGUGGUGGAGCUGGUCAGGGGGGCCUCCCUGUGCCCGCCCGGGCCCCACGCCUUCCUGCUGGUCAUCCCCGUGGGCAUGUUCACGGAGGUGGACCGCGCCCGCAUCGAGGAGCACGUGAGUCUGUUCGGGGAGGCCGUGUGGAGGCACACCAUGGUGGUGUUCACCUGGGCGGAGGUGCUGAGGACCAUCUCCAUCGAGAGGUACAUACGGAGGGAGGGGAAAGACCUGAAGUGGGUCCUGGAGAAGUGCAAGAGGAGGUACUUUGUCAUCAAUAACUCCGUAUUCGGAGAGGACCCCCAGGUGGGACGCCUGAUGGAGAGGGUGGACAAGAUGGUGGCCGAGGAGGGUCACUACGACCCCGAGAUUGAGGAGCCGCUGACAGACUGACCGGUGGCUGCUUAAAAGAGGAGACGGGAAAUGGUCAAAAACUGAAACGUGGCUGAAUGUAGGAUGUGACGGGAUGGUAUUUAUUAUGAAUCGAACACGUUACUGCUGUUUAUUAUCGGUGAUGCACAUGUUGUGUGAGGGGUGCGUUUCUGUUUUUACUGUAACUACAAACAAGCCCCAGCUGAGACUUUCAGGGGGCUGUUUUUAUUUUUCACCCUUUCACUCUUUUGUCUGAAAAAACAAAACUUAGAUGAACUGCACUAUUAAGUUAUCUCUAGGAUUUUUUAAAAACUGUUUCCUCCUGUUGUGACCAAACUGUAAAUGCUUUUCUUACCCUGCACUGGAUCUGACGUGUGUACAGGUUCUGUUUUUCUGUUGUUUUUUUUCCUUAAACUGAUCUUUUAAAGUGUGUUGAUUUGUGGCUGAGAGGUAGAAAUGAUCUCUGGUGGACUUUUAUCCAGUAAAAUACUAUCAUAUGCAAGAUUCACACUUCUUAAAAAGUUGUUUUUCUUCGUGUUAUCAUUGUGUUUGAAGACGUUAGAGACUGAAAUGAUUCAUCUAAAUCCGACUGACGCUUCAGUUUCUGAUUAAUCAAAGAUGGAGGCUGUAUGAAACUUUUGGCCAUAAACAAGUACCAAAAAAAACAAACAAAAGACGUCAUAAUGUUCACGUUUAGAACUGUUCAGGUAUUCUGAAUCCGGGGGAACCAGGACUUUUCU